This is a messenger RNA of Procambarus clarkii (red swamp crayfish), 1185 nucleotides long. The record is from RefSeq and is a predicted model, not a curated record. NCBI's taxonomy places the organism in Eukaryota, Metazoa, Arthropoda, Malacostraca, Decapoda, Cambaridae.
AUGAGAGGUCGUCGUGAGAGGCAGUCAGAUGGUACAAGAGGUCGUCGUGAGAGGCGGCCAGAUAGUACAAGUGGUCGUCGUGAGAGGCGGCCAGAUAGUACAAGAGGUCGUCGUGAGAGGCGGCCAGAUAGUACAAGAGGUCGUCGUGAGAGGCGGCCAGAUAGUACAAGAGGUCGUCGUGAGAGGCGGCCAGAUAGUACAACAGGUCGUCGUGAGAGGCGGCCAGAUAGUACAACAGGUCGUCGUGAGAGGCGGCCAGAUAGUACAACAGGUCGUCGUGAGAGGCGGCCAGAUAGUACAAGAGGUCGUCGUGAGAGGCGGCCAGAUAGUACAAGAGGUCGUCGUGCGAGGCGGCCAGAUAGUACAAGAGGUCGUCGUGAGAGGCGGCCAGAUAGUACAACAGGUCGUCGUGAGAGGCGGCCAGAUGGUACAACAGGUCGUCGUGAGAGGCGGCCAGAUGGUACAACAGGUCGUCGUGAGAGGCGGCCAGAUGGUACAACAGGUCGUCGUGAGAGGCGGCCAGAUGGUACAAGAGGUCGUCGUGAGAGGCGGCCAGAUGGUACAACAGGUCGUCGUGAGAGGCGGCCAGAUGGUACAACAGGUCGUCGUGAGAGGCGGCCAGAUGGUACAACAGGUCGUCGUGAGAGGCGGCCAGAUAGUACAACAGGUCGUCGUGAGAGGCGGCCAGAUGGUACAACAGGUCGUCGCGAGAGGCGGCCAGAUGGUACAACAGGUCGUCGUGAGAGGCGGCCAGAUGGUACAAGAGGUCGUCGUGAGAGGCGGCCAGAUGGUACAACAGGUCGUCGUGAGAGGCGGCCAGAUAGUACAAGAGGUCGUCGUGAGAGGCGGCCAGAUAGUACAAGAGGUCGUCGUGAGAGGCGGCCAGAUGGUACAAGAGGUCGUCGUGAGAGGCGGCCAGAUGGUACAAGAGGUCGUCGUGAGAGGCGGCCAGAUGGUACAAGAGGUCGUCGUGAGAGGCGGCCAGAUGGUACAACAGGUCGUCGUGAGAGGCGGCCAGAUAGUACAAGAGGUCGUCGUGAGAGGCAGCCAGAUAGUACAAGAGGUCGUCGUGCGAGGCGGCCAGAUAGUACAACAGGUCGUCGUGCGAGGCGGCCAGAUGGUACAAGAGGUCGUCGUGAGAGGCGGCCACAUAGUACAAGAGGUCGUCUCCUUCCCCCACCUUAG